UUUGCUAUUUAGUCCCGCGAGGAGUGUGCAAAACAACACAAUGAUAUUGAGAAAACAUCAGCUGAUGCUGAUGAUCGAAAAAUACAAUUGUUAUAAGUAAAUUUGUAUAACAAACUACCAUAAUGUAAACUGUUCGGAUUGUAUAAAAAUAUAUGCGCCAUCCAUAAUAGAUACUUUUUAGUGAUUACAGAAAGUUAAUCUUAAAUACAAGGAAGUAACAUCUGUGCGCUACUUUAAUAUUAUCCAGCGACUAUCUCAAGGAUGAACAGACAGAGAUGACUGGUUCGCAAGUUAAUUGGAUUUCAUUUUUGUACGCUGACUAAUACUACCUGGCCAUAAGACUGUAUUGAAAAGCACAUAAAUUCUGUGCUAUUAAAAGAAACCAAUAAAUAAACCAAUUACAGAUUAAAAUUGUCACCAGUGAAUAAACAGAUUCGUAGUUUUUUUUAUUCUAAAUAAACGAAACGAUUUUAUGACUAAAUUGUUUUAAAAGCAGUCUGCGUUGCUGCCCACGUAACAAUUUACAACUGAUAUCAGUACAUUUGCUUCUGAAUGAAAAAUAGGCAAAUCUUGUAAUUUCUAUUUCAUAAGCUAUAUGAACGGUAUUACACAUGUUGGCAACAAUACCAAGUUCAACGCCACAUUUUUUCUGCAAUGUAUGUCAGUUUUGUACAGAGUAUCACUUCCGACAAAAAUAUCUUUCCGACAAUAGUAUCGUUCUGAAAUUGCACUGACUGUCGUUCAUUGAAAUACGUGACCGUUUAAAGAUUCGUACCAAACAAUCGACAUGAUAGCCUUAUAUUCUUCUCCAAAAUAGUUUUCGGAUUAAUGCAUCACGUAAACGACACUAAUUUGUUCUGAAACAUCAACCUUUAUGGUUGGCAAUACAUGCUACUCCGGACCAUGAAAUGCCCCAGCAUGCUCUACCGACAGAACUGCUCGAUCAAUUUAAAUUUACAAUUUCAGUCAAUGUUGUGAAACACAAUCAUAUCGCUUUAGUUACUAGAUACCGUUUAUACAUGGGGGUUGAUAGACAUAUAACUUGUAAUGUAUCGCAAAUUCAAAACACUUAAUCAAGUUAGCUUCCUUCAAUUAUUAUUGUUCUCGAAUUUACCUCAAUUCUAGAUAUCUCGCGAAAUAUAUUCAGUCGUCAUGAAAGAGCUUAGCUCUAUCUUUCCCAUACAGAGGUAAGAACGGACAAAGAAAUAACCAUAUUCGUUACGCUGAAUAUCACAUAAUGCAUUACCAGUAUCACAAAACCUUAAAAAAUUCAAUCGUGCAUAUGAUAUCGUAGUUGGCAUAAGCUUAACAUAUGAAACAAAAUUUUAUCAAGUUGAAACCAUUGUAUAUAUUUUAAAUGCAGAUAUCAUAUCAUAUUUGAAAGGAAGGUUCGUUUGAUAAAUGAUGAUUCAUAUACUGUAAAGUCGGACUGAGAUGCCCUUUCCGGAAUAGACUGCGUAUCGAUGAGGCGAUUAUGUUUCAAACCUCUUGGGGUGUCCAUUGAGUAUAAACCAUGGACGCCAUCUUAUCUUUUGCUAAAAAAGAAAACUAUCAAAUUUAUGCCAUAUGUCUUCAACAAGUUUACGCAAAGCGGCAUGUGUUGACUGGUGAUAUUUCAGAGUAAAUGUGAGUGGCAAUUUGGCAAUACAAUUUAGCGGCGGGUGAUAUAGCUGUCUCUUAGCCUGCAAUCUUGCAAAAGUAUGCAGUCUGCAUAACUCGCAUAUAUUUUUGCUUCUGGACUGAAUGAAUUUAUCAGUAUCAUCGCUGGGAAAUGCUUUUGUCGUCACUUCACUUCCAGCUGUUCAUAAUUUAAGUGGAACGGUGGUCUGGCUGAAAAGGUAUCGUCCGCUCAACUCUAGGGUCGUGGGUUGAAGCCCCACUGGGGUCAAGACCACGUCUCUUCAUACGACAACAGUACUGACUUUUUCCAGGUAGUGGACUCAGGUGUGGUUCAAAUAAAAUUAACUUUUUAAUAACAAUCGAGCUAAAUCAAUCGGUAUAAACUGUUUACAUUUUAAAAUCAGAACAGUAAUAAUAUAUUUUACAAAUCUUGUGCAUCAUUAAACAUCAUAGAUUUUGUCUAGCGUAAAUUAUGUGCGUGCUAAUUGUAAAGUCUUAAAAGAUAUUUUAAGAUAUUGAAUUGGCUGGAUGAUCGUUUUUGUUUAUGUAGGCUGACUAAUCCUACCUGGCCAAUCAGAAGCAUUAAAACAUAUAAAAAGUAAUGGGUCUUGUGUCACGAAACAGGAUCUAAGCAAACCAAUCAAAUUCCGCCGUCACUAAACACGUAUUGUCACCCUAGGUAACAUAAUAGCUACUACAAAUAUAAAUAAGGGCAAUACUUCGUUGCAGCAAACGUGCAUUUCGUUCUAAGAAGUUAAUUAAUACACUGGUCGGAUAGAUAAGCGCUUAAAACAAAAAUGAAGAUUCUUGAAGAAAUUAAAGGCAGACAACAGAUUGUUGUUUUGUCGGUUGUUGUAAUCCUCUGUCUGUGCCAAGCUCGAGUGGCUGGACAAUCUAGUUGUGCUAAAGAUCUUGAGCCGGUACAAGUGAAAGAGAGACUAGAGGAAGGCUUAACAUAUAAAGACGACAGUGUUCUAAUGUGUUCAAAUGAUGGCAAAUGUGGAAAACUUUCGCUCAAUAAUAUCAAAAACGCCUACCCGGACUCGUUUUCUAAGCAGGAAGUUGCAGAGAAAAAUACGGGGUUACAGUAUAACGACUAUGUUGGAAUGGUUCCGUCAGCAUGUGCAUUGCAAGCUGCAGAAAAUUCUCGUGCUGCCGCAGGACUGAUCACUCAAAAAUGUCGUCGUUUCUGGAGUGACCGUGAUGGAUGCUGUCCUACAUGGAGGUAUGUUACAUUCCACAAAGGUCCACUCACAAACAUUUUCAGGAAAAAGUGCUACAUCCUUCAAAUACCAUUUCUAGGAUUGUACCAGUACAUAUCUGUCGGGCUUUGCGGAUGGCCACGGAAUUGUAAAGGGAGAUGCACACAACAAUACACGAUACAGUCUAUGUUAGCAUGGUGUCCAGGAAAUGGAGGAAUUAGGAUGCAUCACUUCAGAAUUCCGACUUAUUGCUCCUGUCAGCAAGUUAGAGGCUAACCAGUAGAAAAGGAAACCAAAGAAAUUUAAAAAUAUUUUAAACCAUUUUCUGCACUUUAUUUGUUUAUCGACAUAAUCUUUUACAUUGUAUAUCAGAUUCUUAUAGCAUUUAUGUUUUUUUUUUUUUUUUUUGUUAUUUGGUUUAUUUUUUCUUUUCUUUUUUUUUUUUGGUGUUUUAAAAGAUCUUGUGUAAUAUCCCAGUUUGUAUCAAAACAGAUUAAAAGAGUUUUAAGGUUUCAGAGUUGGUUUUAAAAAGUUUCAUUGCGGAUAUAGGUCAUAAUAUUUUGAAAGAUAUAAGGGACGUUUAUACAUAAUUCGCACGACAGUUUGUUGACAAGAGCAAGAUAUUUCUCGUGUUUUUCAUCUGGCUAGCUAUUUGUCAAUAAUCGCAUUUUGGUCAUGUUAAUGCUACUUGCUUUACUUUUUUGUUAUUGUCUGAAAACUGUGUACAUAUAUCAUAUACCAUACUGUUCACCUAUCUGUGGAGGUAAUAAAGAAUCUAUUUAUUCGUU
Molecule: messenger RNA, 3610 nt
Organism: Mercenaria mercenaria
Lineage: Eukaryota; Metazoa; Mollusca; Bivalvia; Venerida; Veneridae
Exons: 5
Coding region: 2418-3098 (226 amino acids)
Source: RefSeq, a predicted model, not a curated record